AUGGUGACCAUGCCUCACUCUCGCCCCCGACACCAACCCCACCCGCAAAUCUUCUACACCCUCUCGACCACUCCCGACCGCGACGCCCUAUCCAUCCGUCUCGACCACUUCCUCCCAGACGGCUCCCACCACGACUCCCAGGUCCACACAAUCUCCAUGCGCCCCCAAACAUCCACAGCAGUGAUCGAACUAUCCGCCAACGGGGUGUCUGCAGGCCAGCGCAUCCGUCUGCACCCCGACUCCGUCGUGUGCGUGGAUUUCUUGCCCAAGGUGUUUGGCUCUGUCGUGGUCAUGUAUGCCAUGACUGCGGACAGGGUGGCUGUUUUCAUGCAGCCGUUCAUGGCUGGGAUUGGGGUGGAGGAGAGGCCUGUUGCUGUGUUUGAUGAAAAGGGGGGAGGGUUUGAGGUGCUAGGUAAGUGGGAGAUGGUGCCUGUCAAGCUGGAGGCUGAGGAGAGGGAUUGGGAGGGGGAUGUGCGUAUGGAUGGCGCGCAUGAUGCACUACUUGACGGUCUGUAUGGUGAGCAAAUUGACGCUUCUUUCUUCCAGUCAUUGUCUCUAAAUGUUAAUUGCCUUUUGUUUUUGUUAAUCCUACGAGAUAUCAUCAACCGCUACUCAACACGCUUCAGGGGAAGUCGGUGA
This is a messenger RNA of Canariomyces notabilis, 639 nucleotides long. RefSeq lists its product as uncharacterized. NCBI's taxonomy places the organism in Eukaryota, Fungi, Ascomycota, Sordariomycetes, Sordariales, Chaetomiaceae. The coding region runs from base 1 to 639 and encodes 212 amino acids. The transcript is spliced from 3 exons. The record is from RefSeq and is a predicted model, not a curated record.